Molecule: messenger RNA, 1714 nt
Organism: Mercenaria mercenaria
Lineage: Eukaryota; Metazoa; Mollusca; Bivalvia; Venerida; Veneridae
Product: carbohydrate sulfotransferase 8-like
Exons: 1
Coding region: 412-1332 (306 amino acids)
Biological process (GO): carbohydrate biosynthetic process
Cellular component (GO): membrane
Molecular function (GO): sulfotransferase activity
Source: RefSeq, a predicted model, not a curated record
AAAGGAGCAACUCAAGACAGCUUCUCUAACAGAUAUUUUCAAAUGUUUUAUAGUACAUACACUUUGCAAAAAGUAUCCAUGUAUAAACAUUACCAUUGAACAACUGUGAAAUCACUUAAAUUUGUUGGCAUAAAACAUUGUGGCUUUGAUAAAAAUGGUUCUUUCAUAAUUUUUAUGGAUUUUAUUUAUGGAUUUUAAACAACAUUUUGUUCUCUAAAAUUUUGUGCUACUGUACUGUCUUGUCCAAUUUUACAGGGCUCAACUCUCAGCCUAAAAGCUGAUGCAAGAAUUUUACCAGAAAAUUGUGGUGAAUUGCAGGAUACUGAAAAACAAACUGUACAUGAACACGGACAGUUACUGUGGAACAGAUCUCUGUAUUAUUGUAAUAUCCCUAAAUGUGGGUCAACAUUCAUGGGUGUAUUUCUACAGAAAGUUUUCUUCAAUGAUAAGAAUAACAGUUCUAAAACAUUUAUGAAAAAAUUAAAAGGGUUGCAAAAUAUUUCAGGCGUUUUUGCAUUUAUGUUUGUUAGAGAACCUUACAGCAGGCUGUUCUCUGCUUACGAGAAUAAACUUUUUCACCCAAACAAAUUUUGGAGAGGUUUAGGGACAGAUAUCAUACGAGAGGUUCGUCAUAACGCAUCCAAGUUGAGUAAACAUUUAGGACAUGAUGUAACAUUCACUGAAUUAAUUGAAUAUGUGGUAAAAUUAGCUGAGCAAGGGAGACAACUCAACGAGCAUCUAGCUGCCAUGCACACCAUGUGUAAUCCCUGCAGACAACAUUUUGAUUUCGUAGGGAAACUAGAAACCAUGACAGAAGACCUGGUCUACUUGGUACACAAAUGGAAAACAAGAGGUAUACUUUCAAAUGAUAUGAUCUUUACAGAAGACGUUGAAGCUGAGAUAAAAUACGAGCGAUCUCUCGGCAGGAUUCGACACAUGUUCUUGACUUAUGAAAAUAACCUUCACCUUAUUUCAAAAUACAAACUGUUUCAACGGACUUGGUCGAGUUAUCAGAUAAGAGGAAUGAUUCUAAAUGAUUAUAAAAUGCCUUUUGAUGAAUUCAACAUAAGCCAUGUAGAUAUGAAAUUGUACACACAAGCAGUUGAGUCGGCCAUGGAUAAUAGUAAAAGUUAUGAAAAUGAACUGAAAACUCAGCGUAAAGAGGCCCUUCUUCAGGCCUACAGAACUAUACCUGCUGAGCAGAUGGAUAAGCUACGACAGUUUGUUAAAACUGAUUGUGUGAUAUAUGGUUAUGAUGACAGGCCAGAGUUGCUUUUUAAAAGAUCUGUUUCAGAGGAGCUGAGAAGCCAUGAUUACUUUAAAUGGUUAUAAAGUAAAUUAAUUUAGAAUUGGAAAAAGCUGAGAAGUUAAAAUUAUUACACUAAUUUUUAUAGCACCCUUUUCAUCAUAAUUAUAUUCAAAGGUGCCUAACAUGCAUACAUAGUUAUAUGUACAGAUAGAUGCAGCAACCCAAUACAGAAUGUCUGGAUAACUUAGCUUAUCUGUCUGUUUCUUUAACAUGCCCAGUGCAGGGCAUCAGUACUGGCCUCUUAAUUAAGUGGGAGACACUCAAAAACACCUCAGAAAUUUCCAGUGCCUUGACAGGGAUUCAAACCCCAUACCUCUAGAUUGACAGUCAAGUGUGUUACCACUGUGUCCAUAAUAAUGUCUGAUAGUUGAUUUUUUUGUGAUGUAGAAUUGGUGUUUUUUAUCU